Molecule: messenger RNA, 2980 nt
Organism: Daucus carota subsp. sativus
Lineage: Eukaryota; Viridiplantae; Streptophyta; Magnoliopsida; Apiales; Apiaceae
Exons: 9
Coding region: 162-2612 (816 amino acids)
Source: RefSeq, a predicted model, not a curated record
AAUAAGUGACAAUGUGUUAGGUGUAAUAGCAUUUCACAAGUCACAACACACUAGUAGAAGCAAAAUAUAUUCAACAAACUACAACCCUGUCUUGCUUAGAGUUUUAUACUUGACGUACUUACAGCUCCUGCUACAGAUUCUCAAGAUAUAUUUUCAGAAAAAUGGCUGUUGCUGGUUUAAACAACUUCUCUGCCAUUAGUUCUUCUCCUUUGUCAAAAUGGUGUGCCAACCAUGAAAAACCAUGCAAUCAGGCCUCUCUUAGGCAAAUGUGGCGAGAGCUUGAGGCAGAGCACAUCACAGGUAAUUCCCGGGCACAGGUUGGAGUAAGAUCAAUGCAAGGGAGUGUCAUUGAACUCAAUACUGAAUUUACUAGAACUUUUUUGUCUACCGGAGGUAAUCAUCAUGGUGUAAAUAGCUUGAUAGAUUCAAAUGAAAAAGAGAACGAGCAUAUUAUAUCUCCCAGAAGGCUACAAAAUGAAAAUGAUGAUAGUACAAGUUCAAGUUCCGAAUCUGUUGAUUUUGGAAAAGUAGAAAGAGAGAGGGUGAGGGAGGUUUUCCGCGAAUGGCAGAACAAUGGCCUUAGAAACAACACACCCAGAGAUUCACAUCCAAACAACUAUUCAAAGGCCAAGUGGCUUCAUGAGCAGCAGUGUGAAAGGGUGAGAAUUGUCCGGGAAUGGGUAGAAAACACAACACAGCAGAGAGACAGAUUUCACGGUGGCAGAGAAGGACAAGACACUGAAACUGGUGCUCAAAUUGAUCGUGUCCGUGAAGGAUUGCGCAGAAGGAAAAUCCGUAGGCUGUGUGGUAAACAGACUCUUCUUGAUCUAGUAAUGAGGGCUGAGAAUGAAAGAGAAAAAGAACUUCAGGAUUUGUUAAAGCAUCGGCAUGUAUCAGAUUUUCCCUAUCGAAAUCGUAUUCAGUCAUUACUCAAAGGUAGAUUCUUGAGGAAAAAAACAUACAAACAGGAUGAGAAGCCUUCUUCUCUAGCAGCAAGUGAAUUGGGCAUACUAAGACAAAAGCAGACUGUAUCUGAUUUAAGGGAAGGAUUUCUCUCCUCAAAGUUGAAAAGCUUUGCUUCUGGUGCAGGACGCAGUGUUCUGUCAGACACAUCAUAUUAUAAUGACAUAAAUUGUUAUAGACAUGAACACGCUGAACCAAGUUGUUUGCAGCAUUUUGUCCCAGAUGAAUUGUGUAGUCGGCCUACUAGUGAGGAAACAGAUACUGAUAUCUGCUAUACAGAUGACUCUGAAUGCGGUGUUAGUGAAGAUUUACAUCAGCAAGAAUCUGAAGCUUUAGCUGGUGAAGGUCAUGUGGUUUUGGAAGAAGUGGACAGACAGCAACUAUCAUCUACUGCUGAAUGCAAAUUUUGGAGAACGUUUGCCUCAGAAAAUUCACUGAGAAAUAGUGCUGAUGGCAGGUCGUCUGAUACUCUAGGGAGUCAAGAAAUCCGCCUAUCAGUUACUCAAGGUUCUGAUCCUCAGAACAAUGAAACAGAUGCACCUUGUGUAUCUGGUGACGUAGUUCAGUUAGAAGAGGCCAUAAUCGAAGAUAUGAACUGGCAAAACAUACCUCCUGAACUAGAAGAUUGGCAAGAUUCAGUUAUAGAAGAUGGUGACGUUAACUGGGUACAAUUAAGAAAUGGUAACUACACUGGAUGGGAACAGACCAGUGAAGAUGGUACUGAAACAUAUUCACAUGCCAGUAGCCAGCGACAGUAUCAGUUACACAACGACAGAGAACAUUAUAAUUUGCAAGUACCACAUGAAGAGUGGCACGAUAAUGCUUUACAUGAGUCUAGGAAUGACUGGUCAAAUGAACAUUUUUCCGAGGAGGUUGCUAUUGUUCAUACAUCUCAUUUCUCCGACGAUGAUAAUGGGCAGGAUCUGGAGCUCAGACAACUUCUGAGCAGGAGAAGAGUCUCUAAUCUUCUUAGAAGCGAUUUUCGAGCAUGUUUAGACCAGGUGAUACAAUCAUAUGUAGAGAGGCGAGAUCAUGCUCCUGUUGAUUGGGAAGUAGAGGGAGUAUCAUCCUCUUCAGCUGCAGUUGUGGAAGAGGAGCAGGAGCAACCAAUUGGACAUCUGCACAUGGGUCACCCAGAAGCUCUUCUGGGUACAACACUCCCAACCUUAAUUCCCCCUUCACAACAGAUCUCGUAUUCACAUAUUGUACAGGACCAUAAUGCUUACCAGCAACAAGUGAACAGCUUGCAGCAGUCAAGAAAUCAGGACUGGGAAAUCAUUAACGACUUGAAAGUUGACAUGGGUAGGCUUCAUCAGAGGAUGAACAACAUACAGAUGAUGCUGGAAGCCUGCAUAUCCAUGCAACUUGAGUUGCAGUGUUCAGUCAAGCAGGAACUUUCCGCAGCUCUUAAUUGGCAAUCAAGAUCAGCAGAUUGUGAGAACUUGGUUCUUGAUGAAACUAAUUUGGAACAUGUGAGAAUUGGGGUUUGCUGUCUAUGCUGUGAUGCCAAAAUAGACUCUUUAUUAUACAGGUGUGGGCACAUGUGCGCAUGCUCAAAAUGUGCUCAGAAGCUGGUUGAGGCCAAAAAUAAAUGCCCAAUGUGCCGGGCACCAGUAAUUGAGGUGAUCUCUGCUUAUUCCAUACAGUAGUGCAGGGAGGCAAGAGUGACAAUAAAGGCAUAUAAAUUAUUACCGGAAGAAAACUGAAUGAAGAAACAAGCAUUGCAAAUGAACUAACAUGAUUGACAUACACUUUUGACACAGGACCAUACUUAUAAUUUAUAAACAUACAAGUGACGAGGAGCUCAUCCAAUUCCACACUUUUAUUUCCUUCUUCUCAGCAGAUUCAUCGGUUCAUUAUGUUUUAAAGAAAUGUUACACUUCUUACCAACAAUCUGCUGUGGAAAUGGUUGGAUCAUUUGAUUAGGGCAAUUGGCCUUGAUUUAUAAUAUUUGUUAUUGGUUUGUACAUGACUAGAAGACUACAAUUAGGAAAAUAUAUGAGAGCAAUACUGUGAA